AUGACACGUCAAACUGCUGCUUCGUGGCGCAAUGCUGCUGUUUUGCUGCUGCUGCUGCUGCUGCUGCAGGUGCUGCUGGGCCACUUGGCUUGGGUGGCAGUUGGCUUCGUGGUGCUGCGGAGCGUCUUGCCUUCCUUCAGAGCAGCAGCAGCUCCAGAUGCAGCAGCAGCAGCUGAAGCAGCAGCAGCAGCUGCUGCUGCUGCUGCUAAGGACGCUGACGCCGUUGCUGAGCUGCAGGAAGCUGCCAAUGCAACGCAGGCAGCAACAGUAGCAGCAGCAGCAGCAGCAGCAACAGCAGCAGCAGCAGCAGCAGCAAACGCCCCACUCGACAAGCAGGACCUCAGCGAGGCAGUAAGGCAGGCACUGCGGGCAGCAGAUAAGCUAGAUCAUCUGCUGCAGCAGCAGCAGCAGCAGCAGCAGGAAAAGCCGCAGCGAGAAACCGGUGCAGCAGCAGGUAAAACUCUGACCCGUCUUGCCUUCUUAAGACCGACGGCAAGCCUGUUUGCUCAGGCGCGAGCUAAAGCAGCAGCAGCAGCAGCAGCAACAGCAGCAGCAGCAGCAACUAGUGCACCCGCGGAAACACCCCUACGGAGACAAUGGGCAGCACUGCGGGAGCUGGCUGCUGCGAGCGACCGGCUGCACCUGCGUCUGUCGCUGGCUGCCGAUCAGCUCUCCUCCCUGCUGCAGCAGCAGCCCAAGCAGCAGCAGCAGCAGCAGCAGCAGCAGCAGCAGGUGGCGUACUGGUACAGCUUUGCCACGCGGGGGCCCCGCCGCGGAGGCCUCUGGGCCUGGUGGUCCAUUUUUGGAUAUUUCGUUUCUUGUCUUUGCUUCAAUGCUGCAGCACUUCUCAAUGCUGCGCUUCUUGCUGCUGCAGCAGCCAACACCCAGCCAGUAAGCAGCAGCAGCAGCAGCAGCGGCAGCAGUAGCGCAGCAGGGGCAGCAGCGCAGCGGUAG
Molecule: messenger RNA, 954 nt
Organism: Eimeria tenella
Lineage: Eukaryota; Apicomplexa; Conoidasida; Eucoccidiorida; Eimeriidae
Exons: 2
Coding region: 1-954 (317 amino acids)
Source: RefSeq, a predicted model, not a curated record